AUGCUCCGAGGGAAGGCAGGAAUGGGUAGGGGCGGCACCGAGAAGCCAUCCAAGGAAGAGGUCGUUGACCUAGAGAUCAAACUGCCUGCCGACUGGGAGAGCGGGCUCGACCUGCCAUCUGACAAGACGUUCUUGACUCCUCAUCACCACCAGGCCACCCAAGAAGGCCACCAGGACCUCAACCUGCCUCCCACGGCAUCCACCGCCGAUGCCGUCACCACCACCUAUGCGUUCUACACUCUCGACAUGGUCCGCAACGCCCUUGAGCGUGCUGCCGCUGCUCGUUCCGCCACCUCACUGGACACGUCAUCCUCCUUGUUGGCAUCCACCUCAUCCUCGUCCUCCUUUCUGGGAAAGCGCAAUUGCUCGCCACCUUCAAGAAUGGCACCACCGGUCGCGAACCCGGCUAUCCGCACGUACGCGUGCCCGUCCUGCUUCACACAUGUGCUCAUCAUCGAGGCCGAACCGUGGUGCCCACGGUGCGGAUCGAAGGAUCCGCCGUUCCCCAGUAUUCCCAUCGCCCACAAUAGCUGGAAGAAGCCCAAGAUUGAUCUGAAUGCUGACGCCGAUGAGACCGAAUGA
This is a messenger RNA of Triticum turgidum subsp. durum (durum wheat), 582 nucleotides long. NCBI's taxonomy places the organism in Eukaryota, Viridiplantae, Streptophyta, Magnoliopsida, Poales, Poaceae. The record is from the annotation of a GenBank genome assembly.